Messenger RNA from Bactrocera tryoni, 2400 nucleotides. RefSeq lists its product as uncharacterized. NCBI's taxonomy places the organism in Eukaryota, Metazoa, Arthropoda, Insecta, Diptera, Tephritidae. The record is from RefSeq and is a predicted model, not a curated record. The transcript has 8 exons. Bases 191 to 2224 code for a protein of 677 amino acids.
AUUAAUUUCUAUUAUUUAUAUAUACAUAUGUAUAUUAUUAAUUUCUUUUGUAUAGAGAAACUAAAAGGCUUAACUAGGAGAAAAAGAAAACAUUUGGAGGAUUCAAAUAUAUUGGGUACAACAAACAAAUAAGAGAUUUUCGACGUGGAUAUUUGAUUCCUAUCAAUCAGUUAAGUUUUAGUUUUAAAUAAUGAAUAAGAAAACCUUUUCAAACCUCUUGAGCAAGGAAAAAUCGAAAUUUGAAGCUAAGGUGGCAAAAUUUCGAAGACUGAAUGAAUCUGUUCAAGAGGUUUCAAAUGAUAGUUUCGAUAGGUUAGAGUUAGGGAUUAGUGAUAAUGAACCAAGCACCAGCAGAGCAAGUGGUAAUAGGUUUGAGGAUUUUUAUGAUAGCGAUAACGAAACCAAUAGUAGGUAUUUGUUUGAAGAAGAUUUUCAAUGUGUUGAGGAGGUUGAGGACCAGUCCGAUAAAGUGGUCGAAUUGAAGGCGUGGGCAAUUAGAAAUAAUAUUUCUCAAAAUGCUCUCACUGACCUGCUUCAAACUUUAGAUAAAGUUGGUGUUAAUGGCUUGCCAUUAUCAGCGAAAACCCUCCUCGGAACAAUGCGAGAAAAAGUUUGCGUUGAAGCCAUACCAGGUGGAGAGUUUUUGUAUUUUGGAAUAGAAGAAAACUUAAAUUCUCAAGAAUUUGACUUUUUAGAAAAUUACGAAAAGGUGGAUAUUGACGUUGGAAUAGACGGGCUGCAAUUAACAAAGUCGUCAAAAAAUUGUCUGUGGCCUGUCAUGGGUUCAAUAGACAAUUAUCCUCAUGUUAGUCCGUUUUUAAUUGCCUGCUUCCAAGGAAGAAGCAAACCAAAUAACCCUGAAGAUUUCCUUAGAGAUUUUUGUAAUGAGAUAGGUCUUCUUAGAGCAAACGGACUGAAAGUAGGUAGAAAUCAGUUAAUAAAACAGUUCGAUAUUAGGUCCUUUACCUGUGAUUCACCUGCUCGCGCCUUUGUGACUGGAGUUAUCUCUCAUACAGGGAAAAAUUGUUGUCCAAAUUGUGUAUGCUCAAGUCGUUAUCUGAAAGGGAGAGUUAGUUUUUCAAGCAAUGUAGGAUCAGCGCAAACUGAUGAAAGUUUUAGAAUUAGGAGAGAUGGGGAACAUCAUAGAUUAGAGUAUAGGGAGAAAGAAAUUAUAUUAGAAUCUGCAAAUUUUAAUAUGGUUUCACAGUUUCCUUUGGAACCAAUGCAUUUAGUAGACUUAGGUGUAAUGAAAAAAUUAUUAAAAUUGCUUAUUUCUAAAGGAAAUAUUUCCGUAAUGAAUGAGAAGCUGCGUUAUUUGGCAAAAUAUGUGCCGUCCGAGUUUUGUCGAAUAGUGCGUGACUUUAAUAAAAUAAGCAAUUGGAAAUCAACAGAGUUCCGACAAUUUUUGCUAUAUACAGGUAUAUUUGUUUUAAAAGACUGCAUUGAUGAAUGCCUGUACUAUCAUUUUCUUUUGCUUCAUGUCGGAAUUCGACUUCUUUCAUAUGAGCAGUCAGAAGAACACCAAUUAAAUGUAGCUGACAAAAUUUUGCAAGAAUUUGUUAAUUUGUUUUCAAAUAAAGUGUUUAAACCAAAUUCUUACAAUCUCGUUUGCGCUCCUCCAGCAGAACCAACAGAAAUUGUGGUACCGUCACCAUCGUCUGGCGGCCAUGCAGAUAUAAUCCAGAAGCUGGAUGCUAUUGAGACCCGUCUCACUGCCAUUGAGAAGUCCCUAACAGACAAAAUGCCAGAGAAGGCCGAGGUGCAGGCGCAAAGUAAAUUAUUGCGCGAAUGCCGCGUCAUUGCGGCAAAGACGCACCAUUCAAUUAGCCGCAUCACCGGUGAUUUGGAGGACGAGCAUUACGUGGAGCUCGCUUCGAAACUACCCAUGUCAUCGGAAGAGCACGUGCGCUUCGUGGAAGACAAACUUUCCCAAAAGGAAAGCACGGAUGCUAUGAUGCGGCUAAUAUUGAACUCAAAGGGCGCAAAAGGCAGUGUGGACGGCGUACUUCGUGGUUUGUUUUCAGACGAUGUAAUGUACCAUUACAAUUUAGAGGGGCGCAAGGAGAAGAAACACCUACUAAAACUAAAGUGCGUAGGGUUAGUUUUUGAUAUAUUUCCUGACAAGGAUGAAAGCAGUAUAUGUGGGGAGCUCCGGAGAUUUGUGGCCUUAAGCCACAAUCGUUAUAAACAGAAGAAACAUAAACUAAGGGCUAAACUAAUAUAAGUUUUAUUAUUAUUACUUAUAUGUAUUAGUGUUAAGUUGUAAAUACUAGUUUUAAGUUGUACAUAUUAGUUUUAAGUUGUAAAUAUUAGUUUUAAGUUAUACAUAUUAGUUUUAAGUUGUAAAUAUUAGUUUUAAGUUGUACAUAUUAGUUUUAAGUUGUAUAUAUUAGUUCUAAG